GACCAGCGAAAAACGUGAGAAUGUAUUGAGCUGAGACACAAAUCAUCGGAAUUUAGUAGAUGAAUCCUAUUUGACGAAGAAUGAGUUAUUACCUUUGAAGGCGUGGUCGAAGUUUGCUUAAACCUUUUCUAUUCGUUUUGAGAUAAGAGUGGAAAUUGGCGAAUUUUUGAUUGGUAAAACCGGUAGUAGGAUAGAAGAAUGGGAAGAUGGAGUGAGUUUUGGGUGGUACAGGAUUUCGAGGUAGAUUCGAGAGGAGUUAAAAAAGGCAGUUCUAAGUAAUCGAGAACAGAGAUCAGUUCUAGAGAGCUAGAAUAAGAAGUUUGUGCCUUUCCGUCAGCAGGCUCUUUGCCUUGCUGACGGAGAAAAUUGUUGAAAAUAGUUCAACGGAGAAAAUUGUUGAUAGUAGUUCAAUGAAGAAGAUUAGUUGUUUGUAUUUAGUACAGUUUCUUUAAGUUUUUGUUCCAGAGCUGAAGUAGGCUAAAGUGGCUGCUGUGGUCGUAGGGAAUGUAAAUAUUCUCGACCGUAUUUUGUGUUCCUAGUGAUGGAUUAAACACAUCCUUUAAUUUUCUUUUGUCGAAAAGUUCUUCAUUUCUUUCAAUCAAGUUUAAUAAAUAAUAAUAAUAAUAAUAUCCAAAUUUGCAUACAAUAAACGAACAAUGGAAUUUCAUCUCUAAUAUAAUUAAUACCUGUACUUUGUCUGUAAAAUUUAGUGUUGUUAUGUGCGUGACAAAAAAAUGUGUCGUAACAUCAGGACAAUGUUUAACACCGUAACUGCCGCAUGGAUGGACUAUGGAUGGAUAAAGAACACAUCAAGAUUUUCUUUACCAAUCUCUAUCGCCCUUAUAAAGUAAUCAGGCAUGAAAGUAGCCUACGGACUAUAUGACAUUUGAUGAAUGAAGAUAAAUAUUAUUAGCAAAAAUAUGGGGAUUAAAAAUAAAUUCCAGUACAUGUCCAGUAAAAAUUUUAUUUUCGAAAAUCGUGAGCUUCCGAAUCGUAAGACAAAAUGGUCGUGCUUCAUAAAAAUAAUAAACUGUUGUCGUGCCUCAGGAAUAUAAUAACAAAAUUAAGAGCUAUGAUACAUAAUAUUCACGACAACGAUUUCUUAGUAUAAAUAGAGCACAUUUUGAUGCAGGGUUUACGUUUUGCUGAGCUUUGAGUUUUGCUGAAGGUUAAGAAAAAGCACAAUGAAAGUGUUUAUUCUUAUUACUUGUCUUGUUGUGGUAUCUCCAAACUGGAUGGAAAUGAGCAACGGAGCUCUUGUAAGAAUUCCUCUGAAAAAAGUCAAAAAUGAACAAAACAUAUUGAGUAAUCUCGUAAGAAGUGGACUACAUGGUAAAUUAAGAAAGACAGGAAAAGUGUCCUUGACCAACGAGCAGAAUAUGGGUUAUUAUGGAGAAAUCGGUAUUGGAACCCCUCCACAAAAGUUUAAUGUAAUUUUUGACACCGGAUCUGCCGACCUUUGGGUGCCUUCUUCUCAGUGCCCAAAAAAGUUAGAUAAGACUAAUGCUUGCCAAAGCCAUAAACAAUACGAUGCGAGCAAAUCUUCAACAUAUAGAGCCAACAAUACAAAAAUCCACUUCGAUUAUGGAACAGGAAAUGUGGAUGCCGUUUUAUCUGAAGACAAUGUAGAGGUUGGCGGAAUUGUGGUAAAGAACCAAAUCUUCGGUGAAGCAACUAUAGAACUCAAUAUCCCGAAAGGUAAUCAGGACGGUCUUUUAGGACUAGGUUCCUCAGAGCUGUCACCUAAAAAUACUCCUACAGUUAUUGAAAAUAUGGUUCAACAAGGUUUACUGGACAAACCAGUGUUUUCGUUUUAUUUGAGUCAAGCUGCCACUGGUGAUAAAGGAGAACUUGUGCUCGGUGGAUCAGAUCCAAAGGAUUACAAAGGAGAUUUCACGUACGUACCAAUAUCAGGUAAACCCGAAUGGCAAGUUUCGGCGCAAGGUAUUUCUAUAGGCAACCAACACGUGUGUCAAAAUGGAUGUGAAACUAUUAUAGAUACUGGUACUUCUGUUAUCCUUGGACCAUGGGACGACGUUGAAGCUAUCAACAAUGUAAUUGGUGGAAAAGUGGCUACCUGCAAUGAUCCAAAUAAUACAAUGGUCUAUUGUAUUGAUUGUAACACCAAUUUAAAUGAUCUUCCUGAUGUAGUAUUUUCUUUUGGAGGUCAACAGUUUGCCAUACCUGCUUCAACUUAUAUUGUAAAGAAUAGUGAUCUAUGUAUAUCCAGUUUCGCAAAACAAUCUAUAUUGGAGCUACUCCUAGAAGGUACAUGGCUGGUAGGAGAUACAUUCCUGAGGAGUGUUUACACCGAAUUUGACUUUGGUGAAAACCGCAUUGGAUUUGCAAAACUUGCAAAAACAUAUUAAAUUUAUAAAUAAUUAAUAAUAAAACAUAUUUUUUAAGAA
Diabrotica virgifera virgifera (western corn rootworm) is the source of this 2408-nucleotide messenger RNA. RefSeq lists its product as uncharacterized. The record is from RefSeq and is a predicted model, not a curated record. NCBI's taxonomy places the organism in Eukaryota, Metazoa, Arthropoda, Insecta, Coleoptera, Chrysomelidae. The coding region runs from base 1185 to 2369 and encodes 394 amino acids. Gene Ontology annotation, biological process: proteolysis. Gene Ontology annotation, molecular function: aspartic-type endopeptidase activity. The transcript has 11 exons.